GACGGUCCGACUACCAGCUGCCCAUCACACCCCGCGGCUCCUUCACUGCUGAACACUUUUCACUGGACCAGUAAAGUUUCUAUUUUCCUGCCAUCAUGAAUCCGCCCUGUGGAAGAUGCAAUAAACCAGUUUAUCCCACAGAGAAAAUAAACUGCCUUGAUAAGUACUGGCACAAAGGUUGUUUCAGCUGUGAGGUCUGCAAGAUGGCCUUGAGCAUGACGAGCUACAAAGGCUUUGAGAAGAAACCUUACUGCAGUAUGCAUUACCCCAAAACCUCGUUCACCAUAGUGACCGACACCCCUGAGAAUCUGCGUCUCAAACAACAGAGCAUGCUCAAUAGUCAGGCCCUUUACAAGGAGGAGUUUGAAAAGAACAAGGGGAAAGGUUUCAGCGUGGUGGUCGACACGCCAGAGAUGCAGAGAGUGAAGAAGACACAGGACCAGAUCAGUAAUAUAAAGUACCAUGAAGAAUUUGAGAAGAGCAAGAUUCGAAGUGAUGCACCCCCUCCGGAAAAUAGACAAGACUAUGAGGAGCAGCCAUCCAGCCCUGAAAGAUUCAGUCAGCCUGCUGGACAAAUGCGUACUGCUGCUGUAGCACCACACAGUGGAGGGAAGCGUUACCAGGCCAUGUACAGCUACGUGUCAGCUGAAGCCGAUGAAGUUUCUCUGCAGGAAGGCGAUCUUAUCUUAGACGUGGAGCCGAUAGACGAGGGGUGGAUGUUCGGAUUAAACCAGCGCACGGGGCAGCGGGGCAUGCUUCCUGCUAACUAUGUCCGACCCGUGUGAGACAAAGAGACCUGCCCAACAGACAUUAAGGGGUCCGCCUCCUGCCCGGCUGCUGUCCGCACCUGCGAUCAGGCUUUAAAUCACCUUUUUGCAAAUGAAAUAUGCCAUUUAAAGAGCAUCCUGCCUGAUUCUGCUUUGCAUUUUUUCAUUAAUGUAAUUUUUAAAAACAAUGGGGCUCUGCUUAUGGUUUCUGUGACUUCCAUGAAGAAUAAUGAUACCAACAGUUAAAGUCUGUAAUAAAGUCGGG
This is a messenger RNA of Archocentrus centrarchus (flier cichlid), 1032 nucleotides long. Its product is annotated as LIM and SH3 domain protein 1-like. The coding region runs from base 96 to 785 and encodes 229 amino acids. Gene Ontology annotation, molecular function: actin filament binding. The transcript has 7 exons. The record is from RefSeq and is a predicted model, not a curated record. Gene Ontology annotation, cellular component: focal adhesion. NCBI's taxonomy places the organism in Eukaryota, Metazoa, Chordata, Actinopteri, Cichliformes, Cichlidae.